Messenger RNA from Eleginops maclovinus (Patagonian blennie), 6803 nucleotides. RefSeq names its product Ets2 repressor factor like 3 (gene erfl3). The coding region runs from base 522 to 2693 and encodes 723 amino acids. Gene Ontology annotation, biological process: cell differentiation; regulation of transcription by RNA polymerase II. The transcript is spliced from 5 exons. The record is from RefSeq and is a predicted model, not a curated record. NCBI's taxonomy places the organism in Eukaryota, Metazoa, Chordata, Actinopteri, Perciformes, Eleginopidae. Gene Ontology annotation, cellular component: nucleus. Gene Ontology annotation, molecular function: DNA-binding transcription factor activity, RNA polymerase II-specific; sequence-specific DNA binding.
GACGCACGGGGGGGAGGAGAGAGCAGCAUUGAAUGGUGUGAGAGAGUGUGGAGAAAAAGUCCGUUAAGAAAGAAAGAGAGUUUCUUCUUCUCCAACGUUAAUUCGUGUCAAAGCUUUUGCGGCGGAGUGAUGUCAAACAGCGACGAAGAUGCGGAGUGAACAGCUUCUGGACAGUUAGCGAAACUACUUGUUCAAAGAGGCUCCGGACGGGACGGUUAGUCGUUUUCCGGCGCAGAUUUCAACGGUCCAAGUUACUAGGAGCAACAGCGAGGUGUUGACGGUCGGUUUGGACGGUUGGCAGAGAAUCCGGGGAACCGGACCGAGAGCGCGCGGCGGCGGCGGCUCGUGAAGAGAGAGCCGCUGAAGCUACAAAAGUUUGCUGUGUUUCUUCACCUACUUUUCCCUGAUUGCAAACUAGAGAGAAGGGGGGAGGAAGAGGCCGAGACACUGACUUUUCUUUCCACAGGCAACUUUGUGGAAUUCAGCACCAACUUUAGCUUCUGGCUGCACGAAGCUAAAACAUGAAAACACCUGGAGAUAAUGGGAUCGCUUUCCCAGAAUGGGCUUACAAGCCGGAGUCGAGCCCGGGGUCCAGACAGAUCCAGCUGUGGCACUUCAUCCUGGAGCUGCUCAGGAAAGAAGAGUAUCACGAUGUUAUCGCCUGGCAGGGGGACUAUGGAGAGUUCGUCAUCAAGGACCCAGAUGAAGUGGCCCGGCUGUGGGGGGCCAGGAAGUGUAAACCCCAAAUGAACUACGAUAAGCUGAGCAGGGCUCUCAGAUACUACUACAACAAGAGGAUCCUCCAUAAGACCAAAGGAAAGAGGUUCACCUAUAAGUUCAACUUCAAUAAACUGGUGUUGGUCAACUACCCCUUUAUCGACAUGGGCUCCUCUGGAAGCAACGUCCCUCAGAGCGCUCCCCCCGUCCCAACCGGUGCCGGGACUCACUUCCGCUUCCCUCCCUCCACGCCCUCCGAGGUCCUCUCCCCUAACGAGGACCUGCGCAGCCCGGGCGGCAUGUUCAGCUCCGUGGCCCGGCGCAUGGCUCGAGGUUCCGUGAGCGACUGCAGCGACGGCACCUCGGUCAACUCCGAGAUCGAGGAGGGCAACACGGGAGCGGCGGAGGAGAGGGGGGAGAGGGGUGGAGGAGGAGGAGGAGGAGGAGGAGGACCUGGUGGUGGAGUAGGUUACCGGAGUCUUAUCCAUCCUCGCCUGUCUCAUGAGACCCUGUUCCGUUUGUAUGGAGGUCCAGGCAGCCACGCAGGGCACCAUGGCUCCCGAGGCCACACCGGGCACCGCAUCCACCCUGAUUCUCUCUCACCCUUCCCUGUGUCCCCGCUGCCAGGCCCGGUGGGAGCUGGCCUCCUCGCCCCUCCUCUGUCCCCAGCGCUCUCCAUGACCCCGACAUCUCACCUUCCCUACACCCCCUCACCCAGCCUGUCACCCAUGUUAGGCUCCCACUUCUCCUUCAACCCGGAGGACAUGAAGCGCUACCUGCAGGCCCACACCCAGUCAGUGUAUAACUAUGGCCUGAGCCCCCGAGCUUUCCUCCACUACCCCAACAUCGUCAUCCCGCAGCCCCAUAGGCCGGCUGCAGAGAAGGCGGGUCUGUCCGGAGAGAGGGGGGAGAGAGCAGAGAGAGCGGCGACAGCAGGGGGAGGAGAGAGGGGAGGAGAGCGACACCAUCAUCCGUCUCUGGCUCACUCUGCCCACCACCACCCACAUCCACCUCACUCUGCCCACCCUCACAUCCACUCUCACCCCAUGCAUCACCCUCUGCACCUGGGUGAGGAGUCUCAGCACAUGUCCCCCUUCAAGUUCAAGCUGCAGCCCCCGCCCCUGGGGAAGAAGCAGAGGGACUGUCAGAAACCCAGGCAGAGCUCGCUCUCCUCGGGAUCCGGAUCCAUGACGUCGACCUCCGGCCUCGGCUCCUCGCUGUCGUUCGGCAGCGACCUGAGCUCAGCCGGCUGCUCCGGACUCAUCUCCGCCUCCUCGUCCACGCAGUCCCUCAACAGCGCGGGACUCCCCAAGAUAAAGGUGGAGCCCAUCUCUGACAUCGAGUCGGAGGAAGAGGUGGAGGUGACCGACAUCAGUGACGAGGAUCUGGACGAGAGAGAUGAAGAAUUUAAACUCUUCUCCCCUCGCUACUCCAGAGCCCCUGAUCACCACCAUCACCUCCACCUCCACCACCACCACCUGGCAAACGGCUCAGCCGCGCCCUCACAUCACCCCCACGCCGAUGAAGACCUGGACGAAGACGUCUUCAAAGCCCCUGCGCCGCCUCCACCUGGCCUGACACCUUUCUUCACCUCUCAGCACACGGCACAUCGCACGCUGCUCCCCCUGAAGAGUGAACCGCUCGAAUCAGAGAGCAGCACACCCCCGCCUCAGACCAAGUGCAUCCCCCUCAAGCUGCGCUUCAAGAGGCGCUGGAGCGAGGACCAGCGCAUGGAGGCCUCUCAGGAGGAGUCGGACGACAAGAAAGUACGACCAGAGGCAGAGAGGGAACGGGAGAGGCAGAGUAACGGGAGGAUGGAGACAGAGGAGGACGGGACAGGAAGCGGAGAGGGGGACAGUCCUCCCCCGCUGGCGUACGAGGGAUCUUUAGCGACGCCGCUGAGCUCCGUGCGUAGGGUGAGCGCCGAGCUGCACCGCGCCACCGCUCAGCUGUCUCUGGAGAACAAGGACUGCUGAUGACACACACCGCCACGACACUACUGCUCCCGUAGCACUGGAGGUGGAGUAUGUAAAUGUGAGCCCCCUCCCACACUGACAAACUAGAUUCCUGAAACCUCCAGUGAACUGAGAGCACAGUCCAGCAAACACCUCAAACACGAUCUGACACCACCACUCCUCCGUCUGGACCAGGGCUCCAGUCCUCUUGGAGGUGAGACUUUAAAUCAGAGGGCGCCUCCGAGUCCACCUCCCACCUGGCCAGUGAAGCUGCAGACCCUCAACGCCCCAGUAGCACAGCUCACACCCCAUCCACAGGAUCAGCAGCCAAUCAGCACUUUUCCUCAGGAGGCACACACUCCCUUAAAGGAAUACUUCUCCCUCUGAAUGAUGUGUAUCAGUCCCUCACCCUGUGCUACCUUUAAUAUCUUGAAGAACAUGUUGUUUUUACUGCAUUUCUCCAUGGUGAAGGAAGAAAACUCCAGACUUUUCUCUGUUUUUGUGGAUUCCUCAUUUACCCUGGAGGAAAAGAAUUGAAGGUAAUACGCAGCGAGUAACUGGUAUUCAAAUAGUCAUUUUGUGGGUAAAGUGAUCCUUUAAGAACCUAUCAUCACACCUGGGAGGAGGACGUGCACACUCUCCCUCUAUGCUUCUUUUCCUAUAAGCUCACGGGACUUUGAUAAGUGCCUGUAUCUAAAAAACCCACAGCCCUGGAGUGACAUGGAAGACGAGUAAUCAAUCUUUCACUCAUGAAAACCUUGUAAAAAGUUUGGCCGACACUGAAAGAAAAUCAGAGAGGAAAAGACAGGAACGUGUGUCUCUGUGUGGCUGUCGGGUGUCCGACUCGUAAACCUGGCCCUCUCCACUCAGGGAACUAUUGCUGUACGUCUAUUGGAUCCAUGCACAAAAACACACACAAGCAAAAAAACACAGCCAACAGUGAAGGGACUCGCAGUGGAAGCUUUGGACUCUUAACGACGCAAACAUUCACACACACACUCCGGCACAGCAUUUUCUCAGAGCUUUUGACUUUUUAUAACCUUCCUUCUGUCUCUCUGCUGUCCUGCUGCCUCUCUCUCUCUUGCGGACCACCUGUGGAAACAUCAUGACUCCACUCUCAGAAAUGGUUUGAAGUGAGGAGAAUGAAGGAGUGCUACAGGGUAGAGAAAGGACUACUGAGGGGACCACGGGGGGGGUCCGCUAAAUAGCCUUCUCGCCUCACAUGUUGUGCAUCAUAGUUUCUCCUCGAGUCCCAGCUGCACAGACUCCUAGUUCACCAGCUAAAGCUCCUCGAACAAUCAUAGUGUUAAACUAAACCAGCAAACACACACACACACACACACACACACACACACACACACACACACACACACACACACACACACACACACACACGACACUGCCUUUAGCUCUUCAACAUGCUCCCUCUCUGUGUGUGUGUUUGUGUGGACCUCCAGCAUCCACAGAUCCUGAGAGCGUCUUAGGCCUCACACACACACACACAUACACACAAACACAUACACUCACUGCCUCUCUAUGCCUUGUUUUUAUAGCAUGUACAAAAGUGCAGCUCAGAACACACACACACACACACACACACACACACACACACACACACACACACACACACACACACACACACACACACACACACACACACACACAGACUAUAUCUUUAUAUAUUCAAAAUGAAAUUAUUAAGAUUUAAAUGAUUGAUUCAGGUUUUUUUGUAAGUGGAUUAUUUUGAGUGGUGUCAUGCCACUGGUAAGGUAAUAUGGUAUGGAGAAUGAAGAGGGGGGGGGGUCCAUCUUGUACAUUUGUUUCAUAGACCAUAACAGAAAAUAACAGCCAGACGACCAGAGCAAGUAAACAAGAAACAGGAUCUCAAACACACUGCUGAGGAUUCAGUGGUGUGGCUCACCCCCUCAGCUCUUUCCUGUCUCGGAUCAGUGUGUGUGGGGGGGUGCUCAGACUUAGGUCAAGGGUUAUACAGUAGUAAUCCCGUCUUUUCUCUUUGGCCACUUAGCAUGAUGCUCCUAAGUUCAUAGCCGCUCUGGAGUGGGGCAAGAGGGGGUUAAAGGGUUAAUCAUUAAGUCAGAAAGAUAGCCGAGAAAAAGUGGGUCAUGUCCUGGAAGACCCUCUCCUCAAACUCUGCACACCAACACAGACUAGAAGAGCGCAGACCUCCACCUCACAGUGUGCAUCUGGAUACACACAGUUUAUGAAUUGACAUUUUUGAAGUAGGUUAACUUUACAAAUAAUGACGGUAAAAGACAUGCGAGUAUAGAGUGGUGCAGGGAUAAGGCCAACACAGAAGUUGGCAUAGCAAGGCUUCCCUCGACAGAAAGCAAUGCGUUCUGUUCAUUGGAUUUUGGAUUAUGGCAGAAAAUAAGCUCUGUGGCCAACACACGUUUAUGUGUUUUGUUGCGCAGGAUAAUCAUUAAAGGAUAAUGCUUUUAAGAGUAAAAGCUAGAAGUAAAAAGCUACAGUUAGGCUAAGGAACUACGUCACAGUCACAUGACUUCACGUGGCCACAGCUAAGCUAAGUUUGGUAUUCUAAUGAACUCUCUUGUUAGCAGCCAUCGUUUUAUGACACACAGAAGCUUCAGACCUUUAAGAGAGGGGUAAAACCCUACUGACAUACUCAUUUCUAGACCAACAUUUUAAAAUCUUAAGCUAUUGUAUUUCAGGUGUCUAACCAAAGACACACUUAAAACAUCAACUUUUAGACGUGCUGAAAUGCUAAUUCAUUUCCAGGUUUUAGGACUCAUUCCUGCACCACUCUAUUACCCUGAUUGAAUUGGAUCCUCAUUGACCCCUUCACUAAAUCAGGCCAGUAGAUUUCUGCAAUCCUGCUGACAGACAAACCAAAAACAUCCUCGGCCGAGGUUAAUGAUUCAUACCUGUGUGAUUGUGUUUUAACAUCCUGGAGCUUUUCGUGCUCGCAGCGAGUCGUCUGAUUGGUUAACAGCCUGUCCUCGCCUGACCGGUGACAGGACGGAUCUAUAGCAGCGAGCUGUGAGAUAGAUGGCCUGCAGGUGCUCUGUGUAGCCGAGCUGAUUGAAUUUCCUCAUCAGACCCCUGUGGUCUGGACUGCAGCAUGUCACAACACACACACACACAAACACACACACACACACACACACACACACACACACACACACACACACACAACCAGUCCUGUGUCUGUAUAUGAACUGACAGCUGCCUUAUUACUACUUCUCAUAUCUGAGCAACAGAUGAGGCAUCAGUCCUACCUGCUCUGCACUCUCUCUCUCCUUUCUUUCCGUUUCAUUUUCUCCUCGCUCAGGCGUCGUCUCGACCUCCUGCUCUGACUCACGACGAGGUGCAACGAUUGAUUGUAACGCAGGCGCUCUCACUUCCUGUUUCGGUCACACGAUGGGAGACAAAACAGCACAAACAUUUCUUUAUCAAUGGAGAAAAGGUUUAUUUUUCUGAGGUCGAUAUUGCUAUUGUUGUUGUUAUUAUUGUUCUCAUUGGGUUAUGUACCUCUCUCCACAUGGCAUUAUUAUUAUUAUUAUUAUUAUUAUUAUUAUUAUUCCAUGGCUCUGUUAGCUGUUGCUUUUUAUGUUGAUGAUGUGGAAAUACCCCCCAAACUCCAUUCCCUGUUUCCAGCCCCCCGUAAAAAACCAGAGACCUGUUUUCUUGUCUUUAGUUUUCACAAAUAUAAUAUAACUAAACAUGUGUAAUGUUGAUUUUAAUGCUGACAGAGAAGUAACACCGGGGCGGCGGCGGAGGAUUUUAUUUAGGGGGCAGAGGGGGAGUCAUUUUAUCUUUUUUGUCAUGUAUUGUAAUUUUUGUUUUAUAAUGUUACCUUUUUCUCUCUUUGCUUCUGUAUAUUUUUUCAUUUUUGGGGGGAGGGAGGGGGUUGUAUCAUUUUAAAAGAAGAAAAUAGAUGUGUAUUGUUUGACUGUGUAAAGGUCUCCCUCUUUCUGUCUCCCUUCUUCCGCCUCGUCUCCCCUGAGCAGUUACGUGACACUCACGAUGAGAGGUGAGAGUUAACACCAUGAUGUAACGUUGAGUUUUCUCCACUUCUUUUUGUGUUUUGUUUUUUUUUCAAACUUGUAAUUAAGCUGUAAUCAGGGUUAAUUAAAACCGGUUGAAACCCAA